This is a messenger RNA of Paramecium octaurelia, 854 nucleotides long. The record is from the annotation of a GenBank genome assembly. NCBI's taxonomy places the organism in Eukaryota, Ciliophora, Oligohymenophorea, Peniculida, Parameciidae.
AUGCAAAGAAAAAGACGCUGUGCUUUCGAUUCAGAUAGUUUGGAGGAAUAUAUUUAAGUAGAAAAUAAUUUAAAAAUGAGCUGGCAACUAUUGGGUAGAAUUAAACUAACCUAUUCUAUGAUGAUAAAAAAUUAAAUUGGUUAAACAAGAGUAAAUAAGUAGAUGAUGAUGAGGAAGUACUCAAGGAUAUUGAAGGAUUCGAACAUAACUAUAGUUCUCCAAGGGUGGAUUAUAUUGACACUUCUGAAUUACCUCCCGAUAUAGUUUUGAAAUCAGGAGACGAUAUAUUUUCUCAUCAUAUAAUGAUAUUGGGAGAUAUCAAUUAAUAUGUGAAGCAAUCGUUAACCAUGUUUUGCAUGUAGAGUCGUAAAAAUAGUAGUGAGGAUUUCGACGAAGAGUUGAUAUCUCCGAUUAAAAGGUAUAUAUUAAUAUUUCACACACUAAGCAAACUUUGUUUAGAUUUAGCCAUAAAGAGAAUUCAAGAAAAAAAUGGAUUGCACAUUGUCAAGUUUCUCAUGCAUGAUAUGACGAUAUAGAAUUAUGGUCCAAUCAUUAAUGGUAUGUCCAUUUCAAGAUCAUAGUUUACUUUCUCUAAACUUCCAAUUACAUACUUAUUUUUAAUAUCGAUCAGAAUGACUUUUAAGCUUAGAAGGAACAAGACAUGAUAGAAACUGUUAAGUAGAAGGCUUCGACUGUGAAGAACAUCUACGUUGUGUAUUUUACGGAAUCUGAUGUAUAGGAUCAAAGAAUACCUAACAAAUAUUAUUGCAACAGAUGGAGUAUAAGUGUGAUUCUUUCAUAAGUAUACUAUAUAAAUUAAAACUAAGAUCAUAGAACAAGUCAUUAAUUAAUGA